AUGUCCGACCGGAAGUGCCGGCCCCUCACCCGGCCCGAGCGAGGCUUUUAUAGGCGAGUGCGGGGUGGGCGUGGCCAAGGGCAGCGCGGCCGAUGGGGGCGUGUCCCGCCUUCCCGCCCUGACGCCGUGCCCGCCAUGUUGCCGCCUCACGAGGCACCACAUGUUUUCACUGCCAUAUAUACUAUUGAAAUAUUGAUUAAAAUAGUAGCAAGAGGAUUUGUUUGGAGUGAAUUUACUUUUCUUCGAGAUCCAUGGAACUGCUUGGAUUUUUCUAUUAUUAUUGUAAUGUACAUUACUGUGUUUCAGAGUGUUGGCAAUGUUUCAGUUCUUCGAACUUUCAGAGUACUGAGGACUUUAAAAGCUAUUUCAGUAAUACCAGGUCUGAAAAUCAUCGUAAAUUCACUUGUUGAGUCUGUUAAGAAGCUUGUGGAUGUGUUGAUCCUGACUGUAUUUUGCUUGAGUGUAUUUGCACUAAUAGGCCUCCAGCUUUUUAUGGGCAAUCUAAAAUCCAAAUGUGUCCCCAAUAAAACUUUAUACAAUGACUCAUUCUGUAAGGAUCCCAAGAUAUAUGUACCAAAUGAUUCAGAUGUCUGCUACAGAUUGGAAGACUCUUCUGAAAUAUUGCUCUGUGGAUACACUGGAGAACCCAAUACAGAGUGUCCCAAAAACUACACCUGUGAGAAGUUUGGGAGCAAUCCUGACUUUGGUUAUACAAGUUUUGACCAUUUUGGCUGGGCCUUCCUCUCUGUGUUCCGUCUGAUGACCCAGGACUCCUGGGAGCGUCUCUACAGACAAACCAUCCGUACAUCUGGAGUGCCCUCUGUGUUUUUUUUUAUGGCAGUCAUCUUCUUCUGCUCAUUUUAUCUCUUCAAUUUGAUCUUGGCUGUGGUAACUAUGGCAUAUGAAGAGGAAAAUAGAGCUACUCAUGCUGAAACAGAGGCAAAGGAAAAACUGCUUCAGGAUGCCAAACAAAUUAUAGAGAAGGAACAGAUGUUGGCUGUGGAAGAAAGCAGUAAGGCCUUGCAUGCUGGAUCUGAAAUGUCAGUUGCUGACUUGAGAAAUUCCAAAGGAAAAGAGAGCAAUAAAGAAACGCCUACUUCAAGGCAAAACUUAAUUUUAGAUGACCAGGAAAAUGAGGAGCAAAUAUUUCGUUCACAGCCUGAUCGUUGCCACAAGAAGCUUAGGCAGAUCCUGCUGUCCUAUGAGGUGUCAAUGGAUGCUAUCAAUGAUCCUGUCCGAAGACAGAGGUUAAUGAGUGCAGCCACAAUUCUUACAGAUAAUUCAAACAAAAAACUGAAGUGUCCUACAUUUUGGAAAAAUUUCCCUCAAAAGUAUCUAAUUUGGAAUUGUUGCCCAUUCUGGAGAUCAGUCAAACAGAAGAUGAAAUUGGUAAUUUUGAAUCCAUUUGUUGAUCUCUUAAUCAUGGUUUGCAUUAUCUUGAACACCUUAUUCCUGGCUAUGGAGUACCCUGGCAUGAACUCAUAUUACCAAAACCUGAUUUCUCUAAGUGACGAGGUCUUCACCCUGAUUUUUACUGUAGAAAUGAUCUUGAAAAUCAUUGCUCUAGAUCCUUAUUACUAUUUCCAGAACAAGUGGAAUGUUUUUGAUAGUGUGGUUGUUUUAAUUGGCCUAGCAAGCUUUGGAACAAAUCUGUCACCUUUCAGGCUGCUCAGGAUCUUCAAAUUGGCAAAGUCCUGGCCAGCCUUAAAUACUCUCAUGAAAAUAAUUCUACACUCAUGUGGUGCACUGAGUAACCUCACUCUGGUUUUGGCAAUCACUAUAUUUAUUUUUGCUGUAGUAGGAGUGCAGAUUUUGGGCAGUGAUUAUGAAACAAAUAAGCUUAGAAUAAGCACCAGUGGCGAAUUACGCUGGCAUAUGAAAGAUUUUAGUCAUUCAGUCCUGAUUAUAUUCCGAAUAUUAUGUGGAGAAUGGAUUGAAACUAUGUGGGAAUGUAUGGAAGUGGCUGGAAAAAAGAAAUGUCUCAUCAUUUUCUUGCUUGUCCUGGUGCUAGGAAACCUGGUGGUGCUCAACCUGUUCAUUGCUUUGCUGCUGAGUUCGUUCAACAAUGGCAGCCCAGAGGGAGAAGAGGGGCCUGCAGAAGGGAAUAAAUACCAGAUUGCCAUUGCACAGAUUCACAGGAGCCUGAAGGCUGUGAAAGACAGGAUUUGGGAUCACUGCUGCAAAAGAAUGAGAGGAAGCCUCAGAAGAAGAGACAAAAAGAAGACUUUGGCAGAAGUUUCUGGGAAAAGCAUAGAGGUUACUAAUUAUGCCAUGACAGAUGUCAGAAAGCAGAUAGACAACAGCUGCUUUGACAUAGAGCAUUGCCACAUGGAAGAGAGUUCCUCACUAGCAAGGAAAUAUGAAGAAAUUUUGACCAGCCACAGUACCUGUGUUCCCAUUACAGCAGAAGAGGCUAACACCAACAAAGGUGAUGAGGGGCACAUUUUACACACAGCUGCAGAAUACAGGAAAGAGGGAGACAAAUUAGGAUGCAAAGAACAGUGGCAGAAUUCACACAGCUUCAGUCAGAGUUCUGGGACUUCUGAAGCUCUAAAUGUUUUCACAGUAACACACCCAAAAAAAGAGCAAAAAGAGAAAUACCAUGCUGUUCGUACCUUUUCUGAAGCCAGCACUGUGGAUCCAGUUGCUCUUUUGGAGAUUCUUUCCCAGACCAAAAACUCACAACUGCCUAAGGAUUGCUUUGCUGAAUGUUGUGUUGAGUAUUUCCCAUGUUGUGUAGUGGAUAUCACAAAGGGUCCAGGCAGAACUUGGUGGAACUUUAGAAAAACCUGCUACAGAAUCGUUAACCACAGUGGGUUUGAAUAUUUUAUGGUUUUUAUGAUUGUAUUGAGCAGCGCAGCACUGGCAUUUGAAGAUGUUCAUCUGCCGAAGAGGCCAAAAGUGAAAAUUAUCCUCGAUUAUGCUGACAAAAUAUUUACCUACACUUUUUUUAUGGAGAUGCUUCUGAAAUGGGUAGCUUUUGGUUUGCACAGUUAUUUCACAAAUGCUUGGUGUUUGCUUGACUUCGUCAUUGUAUGUCUGUCCUUUGUUUCCUGGGGACUAAAUUCUGUUUCUGAAGAUUCAUCACCUUGUUCCUCUGGGACCAGCCUGAAAUCCCUCAGGACUUUAAGAGCACUGAGGCCUCUACGAGCUUUGUCAAGAUUUGAAGGGAUAAAGGUUGUUGUGAAUGCACUCUUUGGAGCCAUCCCCUCAAUCUUCAACGUCCUGCUCGUCUGUGUUGUCUUUUGGCUCCUCUUUAAUGUUCUAGGAGUGAAAUGGCUUGGAAGCAGAUUUUGGAAAUGCACACUCAAAGAAGGAAAUAUCAGUGCCAUUGACGACAGAUAUGAUUGUAUUUUCCACAAUGGGACAUGGACAAAUAGUGUUGUGAAUUUUGACAAUGUUGGCAUGGGAUACUUGGCUCUUCUCCAAGUGGCAACGUUUAAAGGUUGGAUGGAUAUUAUGUAUGCAGCAGUGGAUUCACGUGAGAUCAAUCAACAGCCAAAGUUUGAAGCACGCCUACGCAUGUAUGCGUUCUUUGUGGUUUUCAUUAUUUUUGGAUCUUUCUUCAUGCUGAACCUUUUCAUUGGAGUGGUUAUCAGCAAUUUUAACCAACAAAGGAAAAAGAUAAGUGGAAAAGAUCUAUUUUUGACUGAGGAACAGAAAAAGUACUAUAAUGCCCUAAAAAAACUUGGAUCCAAGAAACCCCAAAAACCCAUCCCAAGGCCAUCGAAUGCAUUCUUAGGAUGGCUGUUUGACAUCGUAUCUCACAAAGCUUUUGAAAUCACCAUUGUGAUUUUCAUCUGUCUAAAUAUGAUCGUUAUGGUGGCAGAAAACAACCAGAAAUCCACCAAGGAUGUUCUUAAUAAAAUCAACUAUUUUUUUGUGGCUGUAUUCACUGCAGAAUGUGUCAUGAAAAUACUGGCCUUAAGGCACUACUUCUUUGGAAGCUGCUGGAACGUGUUUGAUUUCAGUGUUGUGGUUCUUUCAAUAGUGAGUCUUGGAGUUUCUGAAGUGUUCCAAUCUUUCUUCUCCCCUACGGUUUUGAGAACUCUUCGUUUGGUGCGAAUUGGCCGAAUCCUGAGACUAGUUCACAGGGCCAAAAGAAUUCAUACUCUUCUCUUUGCAUUGCUGAUGUCUCUUCCUGCGCUGGUCAACAUUGGCCUUUUGCUUUUCCUGAUUAUGUUCAUUUAUGCCAUCGUGGGCAUGGCAAACUUUGCCUGUCUCCACUUGGACGGUGGGAUUGAUAACAUUUUCAACUUCCAAACGUUUUGUGGUAGCAUUCUCUGCCUCUUCCAAAUUACCACAUCAGCUGGCUGGGAUACUCUUCUGGCCCCUGUGCUAAAAGGACCUGGUGCAUGUGCUCCCCAAUUAAAUAAAACAGGGACAGAGAAAAAUAAUUGCAUCAAUAAGAGCUUUGGCAUUUUAUAUUUUGUAAGCUAUGUCAUUAUAUCGUUUCUCAUUGUUAUAAAUAUGUACAUAGCUGUCAUUUUGGAGAACUUCAGUGUUGCCACAGAGGAAAGCACAGAUCCUCUUUGUGAGGAUGACUUUGAUAUGUUUUAUGAGACAUGGGGAAAGUUUGACCCUCUGGCAACACAGUUUAUAGAUUAUUCUGCUCUUUCAGACUUUGCAGAUGCACUGGAGUUCCCCUUGCGCAUCCCAAAGCCUAAUAAAAUCCAGCUCAUAUCCAUGGACAUCCCUAUAGUUAGAGGAGAUAAGAUCCACUACUUGGAUAUCUUGCUGGCUUUCACUAAAAGGGUCUUGGGAGAAUCUGGAGAUUUGGAGAGUCUUGAAUUAAACAUGGAAGAAAAGAUUGCAGCUAGCAAUCCAUCUAAAAGUUCUUACAGCCCAGUUUCUUCGACCCUCAGAAGGAAACGAGAGGAAGUGUCAGCUCUUAUUAUUCAAAAGGCCUUCAGGAAGUAUUUGAGGCAACGUUCUCUUGAAAGUGUAUCCUUAUACCAUUGUAAACAUAGCAGUGCUGUCUUUGAACGAGAAAUACAGGACAAGCCAAGUCUUCUUGCAUCACCGCUUAAUGAAAAUCACGGUAGGAAGACAGAUAAAUUACGUCCUGUUUCUUCCAUAUCCCUCCCUUUAUUUUAUGAUGGCUUUGCUCAGACAGGCAAGGAUAAGCUUGACCCAUGAGGUUGCCCCUGGCUGCAGCAUUUCCAA
Messenger RNA from Ficedula albicollis (Collared flycatcher), 5166 nucleotides. RefSeq names its product sodium channel protein type 5 subunit alpha-like. The coding region runs from base 1 to 5139 and encodes 1712 amino acids. Gene Ontology annotation, biological process: sodium ion transmembrane transport; membrane depolarization during action potential; neuronal action potential. Gene Ontology annotation, cellular component: voltage-gated sodium channel complex; plasma membrane; axon. The record is from RefSeq and is a predicted model, not a curated record. The transcript is spliced from 24 exons. Gene Ontology annotation, molecular function: voltage-gated sodium channel activity. NCBI's taxonomy places the organism in Eukaryota, Metazoa, Chordata, Aves, Passeriformes, Muscicapidae.